UUGACAAGCUUUCGAAGAGAGAAGUUGUAUAUUGACCACUGAAAGUCUUUCGACGCAUUACGCAGUUUCAUAUCCUUCGUUUACCUCAUAAAAAGAAAAAAAUGCCGGCCAGCGAAAACAGACUAAAAACUUACAAAAACAAAGGCAGGGAUGCUGAUGAAAUGAGGAGACGUCGAACAGAUGUUUCGGUUGAACUUAGAAAACAAAAGAAAGAUGAUCAAUUGCUAAAAAGAAGAAAUGUAGCUCUUGAGGACGAAGAUGAUGCAACUAGUCCUUUAAAAGAUAACUCCAAUAAGGGUCCUGGCUUGACACUUGUGGAGAUAAUAGCUGGGAUAAACAGCAACUCGCCUCAAACCCAGAUGCAGUGUACACAGGCAGCCAGAAAACUUCUCUCUAAAGAACGAAACCCACCUAUUGAUGACAUAAUUAAGGCUGGAGUUAUACCCAAAAUGGUGCAAUUUCUAGGUCAUAAUGAUAGACCAGAACUACAGUUUGAGGCUGCCUGGGCCCUGACGAACAUUGCCUCAGGGACCAGUGACCAGACUAAGUGUGUGGUGAAGGCUGGAGCAGUACCAAACUUUGUCAAACUCCUCUCCUCACCCCACCACAAUGUGUGUGAACAGGCCGUCUGGGCUCUGGGAAACAUUGCAGGUGAUGGUCCUGACCUGCGAGACUUUGUUACCGAAUCUGGUAUUGUUGAGCCAUUGUUAAGACUGAUAGAAACAGACACACCUGCUGGAUUUUUGAGAAAUAUCACAUGGACCUUGUCCAACCUAUGCCGAAACAAAAACCCACCUCCCAAGUUUAAGGUGGUACGCCAGUUUCUGCCAACAUUGGCAAGAUUACUUCAUCACAGUGACAGAGAGGUCCUGACAGACACCUGCUGGGCACUGUCUUAUCUUACAGAUGGAACAAACGACAAAAUACAGGAAGUUAUAGAUAGUAAUGUUGUAACAAGACUGGUAGAACUCUUAAACAGCAAUGAGGUAUCUGUGAUAACGCCAGCCCUGAGGGCCAUAGGAAACAUCGUCACCGGAGACGACACCCAGACGCAGUGCAUUCUGGACCACGGUGCUCUCCCUGCAUUCCACAACCUCCUAAAACACCAUAAAAUCAACAUCCAAAAAGAGGCAGCCUGGACUAUUUCUAAUAUUACAGCAGGAAACACACAGCAGAUUCAGCAAGUCAUAGACCAUCAGCUGUUGCCCCCACUCCUCGAAAUACUCAGCAAGGGAGACUAUAAAAGCCAGAAGGAGGCUGUUUGGGCGGUGACAAAUCUGACAUCAGGUGGUACGGUAGAACAGAUAGCCUACUUAGUACAGCUGGGAGCCAUUAAACCUUUGUGUGACCUUCUCACAGUAAAGGAGGCCAAGGUCAUACUUGUCAUUCUGGAUGCCCUCUCAAAUAUACUGAUGGCUGCUGAGAAGUUGAACCAGCAAGAUGUUGUGUGUGUGAUGGUGGAGGAAUCAGGAGGCCUAGAUAAGAUAGAAAACCUUCAGAACCACGAGAAUGAGCAUGUUUACAAGGCAGCACUGGAACUCAUCGAGAAGUGGUUCUCUGGAGAGGAAGAAGAUGAGAAUUUGGCCCCCACAACCUCAGAGGGCGGUGCUUACCAAUUCAAUGCUGCUGCCACCAUUCCUCAGCAAGGCUUCUCUUUCUAAGCUGAACAUGUGAUGUUUUAUUGUGAUAUACUCAAACUGAGACUAAAGGAAUAAGGGAAUCCCCUUACCCCCAAUAAAACGGGUAGGGGAAGUUACAUAUUAAUCAGUGCUGCUCACAAAUGGAUCUCUAGAUAUUCUUGUGCAAUCAUGUUAUUAAUAAGUUUCAUUUACAUUUAGCUUAACUGUGUGAAUGAAGGAUUCAAAAAUGAUGAUGAAAGUGCUAGAUUUGAAUGUUAUGUGAAAGUUCCUUUAGUCAUUUUUGAAAAUGAGCAUAAUUUUGAUUUUUUUUUAAUUUGGUUUCAUGUUACUUAUACAUCAAAUGUGCUUGUAUUUCUACUAUUAUUUAAACAUUAAGUUUUUGUUUCAGUUUUAGACUUUCAUUCUAAAUGAAUUAUGAACUUCUAUUCUCACACUUUCUUCUCUAUCUCUUCUCUCACUCAUUUGUUGAUGACAAUGUUAUGUACUAGGGAUGUUUCAGAAAGAAUUGUUUUUAAAGAAAUGUCAUUAAAAUGAUUGGUACAUAA
Saccostrea echinata is the source of this 2185-nucleotide messenger RNA. RefSeq names its product importin subunit alpha-1-like. Bases 102 to 1661 code for a protein of 519 amino acids. Gene Ontology annotation, molecular function: protein binding; nuclear import signal receptor activity. Gene Ontology annotation, cellular component: nucleus; cytoplasm. NCBI's taxonomy places the organism in Eukaryota, Metazoa, Mollusca, Bivalvia, Ostreida, Ostreidae. The record is from RefSeq and is a predicted model, not a curated record. The transcript is spliced from 11 exons. Gene Ontology annotation, biological process: NLS-bearing protein import into nucleus.